Bombina bombina (fire-bellied toad) is the source of this 2225-nucleotide messenger RNA. RefSeq names its product trophoblast glycoprotein (gene TPBG). Gene Ontology annotation, cellular component: plasma membrane. The transcript is spliced from 2 exons. Bases 334 to 1557 code for a protein of 407 amino acids. The record is from RefSeq and is a predicted model, not a curated record. Lineage: Eukaryota; Metazoa; Chordata; Amphibia; Anura; Bombinatoridae. Gene Ontology annotation, biological process: negative regulation of canonical Wnt signaling pathway. Gene Ontology annotation, molecular function: protein binding.
CUGGUGUUGGAUGUGCAGCUGCUUGGUGUUUGCUGAUCUGGCUGCAGCUCAGAAAAGACACUUUCAAGGUGCAGGAUCACAAGGCAGUAUGGACACGGGCUUCAGCAACUGCAGAUGUAGCUGAAAAGAAAACCACCUACAUUUGUGGAAACACCACCAAAAGUAAGGAUUAUUGCUAGAUUCCAUUCAAACACAGAGGAAGUUUCCCCUGCUUUGUUAUAAGCUGACUUUCUAUUAUGACUGGUGCAGUCACAUUUCCACUUGCAAGUUGAAGGGGGGGGGGGAACGCAUAACAAAACUUCAUCCUGGGUUUAAAUAACAAAGCCAGGAGAGAUGAUUGCUUUUGAUCCUCUUUACCUCCUGGGGCUGUGGAGGAGAGAUAGGAGGGGUCCUGGCUUGAGUGGAGAGUUGGAACGUAGAAAAGAAACUUGGUCUAAACCAGCAUUUGUACUAAUUCUGUUACACAUUUUGGGAAGUGCGUGGUCCCAGUCUGAGCAACUAUACUCCUGCCCUGCAUUCUGUGAGUGCUCUAAGCAAGCUGAGACUGUCAAAUGUGUAAACAAAAACUUAACUGUGUUACCCCGGGAUUUUCCUCCAUAUGUUCGGACCCUUUUCAUAACAGGCAACCGUAUCAGCAGCCUGCACGAAGGCGCCUUCAAACAACUCCAUUCUCUUGAAAAGCUGUCCAACCUCAAUUUCAGUGGCAAUCGCCUGCAAGAAUUGGGCAGCAAUGUAUUUAGUGACCUGCCAAACCUCACACAGCUAGACCUCAGCAAUAAUUUAUUGGAGAAUGUAAGCUCCUUAGCUUUUCAAGGGGCUGCGAAUGGUAGCAACUCUCUCAUUGAGUUGAACCUUAGCAACACUGUGUUCAAUGAAUCCUUAAUCUCUCUGUUGGGAGCUGCCCUGCAGAGGGGAGCGUUAAAAAGCCUCAAUAGGUUGGAACUAGCUGGGAAUAACUUAUUAUAUCUACCCAUGGGUAUGUUUGACUCUUUACCCAGCCUCAAACACCUUGAUCUACACAACAAUUCAUUACUGGGCUUGCAACCAGGAAUCUUUACCAAACUAAAGCAGCUUGAGACUCUGGAUCUUAGCUCUAACUCCUUCAAGUUUCUGGAAAAUAAUACACUCUUUGAUCUCCCUAAACAACCAGGCCUGGUAAUCAACUUCAACAAUAACAGCUGGGUCUGUGAUUGCCAGAUUGGUGACUUUGCAAGCUGGCUCAAUGAGUCUACAGUGGUUAAGGAUGCUGUUACCCUUAUGUGUUCCUCUCCAGAGAAGAUGAAUGCCACGCCGAUUGUUUCUAUAAAACUAUCAGAACUUGAAUGCUAUGACAUUGAUGACACUAGUUUGCAGACGUCCUACGUGUUUCUGGGUAUAGUGUUAGCCCUCAUAGGUGUGAUCUUUCUGCUUGUUUUAUACUUGAACAGAAAAGGGAUUAAAAAGUGGAUUUACAAUAUCAGAGAUGCAUGCAGGGAUCACAUGGAGGGCUAUCACUACAGAUAUGAAAUUAAUGCAGACCCCAGGUUAACAAAUUUGAACACAAAUUCAGAUGUCUAAACUUUUUUUUUUAUGAAAGCAACACUUUAACUAUGCAUGAACAUUAUGUACAAAUGAUGCAUUUAACCUUGUGAUUGCCCUUCAUUUCACUUCCUGCUGGAAAAUUAAAACGUUACAACAAUGGUAGGACAUUUGGAUGCCUCCGUUCUGAAUGCUGUUUAUUGCUACAUCAUUUAAUUUGUACUGUACACCCUAAAUCUCGCAUGCUGAAUAUACAUAAGAAACUUUUUUAUGUUUGCAGAUAAACUGUGGAAUUCUAUCUUGAAGAAUUAUUUAAAAAUGUAAAACUUUGAACUGCGACAACUCCAAUUUUUUUUUAAAAGUUUUUUUUUGUGCAUCCCACUUGCCAACCCAUUCACCACUGAACGUCAACUGCCUCAAAUUUUUUUUUUUAAUUUUGAAUGGGGAGAAAUGUUUUAUUUUUUUAUUUUAUUUUUUUUGGGGGGGGGGGCAAACUGUUAGAUUGUUAGCAUAUUUGAAAUGUGCUGCAUGUGCAACAUAGGAUCUCAUAAUACGUAGCAUGUAUACGCAUUUUAUAAAUUUAAGAGAAACUGAAUGAAGCACACAAUGCUUUUGCACUGUUUUAUAUAUAAAAAUAUGUGGUUUAUAGAAAGUUCCUAUAAACUGCACAAUAGUCUAAAUUCAAUAAAAAGUUUUGUUAAAAUUGA